This is a messenger RNA of Melospiza georgiana, 1100 nucleotides long. RefSeq names its product DNA-directed RNA polymerases I and III subunit RPAC2-like. NCBI's taxonomy places the organism in Eukaryota, Metazoa, Chordata, Aves, Passeriformes, Passerellidae. Gene Ontology annotation, biological process: DNA-templated transcription. Bases 21 to 362 code for a protein of 113 amino acids. Gene Ontology annotation, molecular function: DNA binding; DNA-directed RNA polymerase activity; protein dimerization activity. The record is from RefSeq and is a predicted model, not a curated record. Gene Ontology annotation, cellular component: RNA polymerase III complex; RNA polymerase I complex. The transcript has 5 exons.
GCCGGGAGCCCGGAACCGCCAUGGCCGGCAGCGGCAGCGGGCCCGCGCUGGAAACCAUCCAGGCGGAUGGGACGGACGGGAACUGCGUCACGUUCGUGCUGCACGACGAGGAUCACACCCUGGGCAACUCCCUGCGCUACAUGGUCAUGAAGAACCCUGACGUGGAGUUCUGUGGCUACUGCAUCACACACCCCUCAGAAAGCAAGAUCAACUUCAGGAUCCAGACCAGAGGGGCCCUUCCUGCUGUGGAGCCAUUCCGGAAAGGGCUGAAUGACCUGAUGGGUGUUUGCCAACAUGUGCUCAACACCUUUGAGAGGAGCAUGAAGGAGUUCAGGGCACAGAAGGAGGAGGAGAUGCAGUAGCCUUUGGGAAUGGCAUGGAUGUAAUCUCUGUUGAAUUCCCUGUGCCCAAAUGAGUUUUUUUUUGUUGUUGUCUUUUUUAUUACUUUGCUGCAAAAUGUAUUUUCUUUAAUAAUAAAGUUUAUUCAUUUAGAUGCUGCAGAGCUCAUGAUGUGUUCUUCUCAGCACAGGGAUGGAAAGUCAUAGAAUGUGGAGACAGACUGCUCCACAGAUUGGGAAAUUUGGGAAAAUUCUCCAAAUUUGGGAAAAUUUUUGCUCUACGGAUUGGGAAAGUGGGCUGUGUUGAUAUUCCUCAGUCUCUGUUUUCCUUGAAACCCAUUUGACUUUUAUGAUUUAUUUGUAAAACAUUUACAUUUGAGUGAAAGUUAAGCUAAAAGCCCACCCCAACACCUGGAGAAUGUUUUAAUUGCAGGUCUUGUCUCUUCUCCCCUUUUCCUCUCUCCAUUUUUUUUCUAUGACAAGGUAGAAGGGGGAAAGAAGGAAAAGAGAGAGAGGGAAAAGAGAGAUGUGGGAAAACCAGCAAACAAUCAUCAAAAGCCUGAUAAAUACAACUUUUUGAUGUAGUUUUUCUGGAAGUUUUGGCAACAACGUUAGAAUGGGAUCACAUGGAUUCUCAGUCACGUGGAAUCACGUGGAUUGCAGUCACAGACUGGUUUGUGUUGGGAGGGACCUCCACUCCCUCUCCUCCCACCCCUGCCAUGGGCAGGGACUCCUUCCCCUAUCCCAGGGUGCUCCAAGCCC